AUGGAUCAAGAAAGUGCAAUGAUGAUUUUUUUAUCUUAUCAAAAAUUACGAAUGCCAACAUUUAGUGUUCGACAACGACGAACAGAAAAUCCUUUACGUGAACGUCUACUUGUUAGAAAAUUUAUUGUACAAUUAGAAAAUUAUUAUUUUCAACAACAACAAUUAUCAAUGACAGCAACAGAUAAUGAACAAAUGGAAGUUGAUCAUGAAAUUGAAGAUGAAGAUGAUUAA
Molecule: messenger RNA, 231 nt
Organism: Rotaria sp. Silwood1
Lineage: Eukaryota; Metazoa; Rotifera; Eurotatoria; Philodinida; Philodinidae
Source: the annotation of a GenBank genome assembly